Molecule: messenger RNA, 659 nt
Organism: Penaeus indicus
Lineage: Eukaryota; Metazoa; Arthropoda; Malacostraca; Decapoda; Penaeidae
Product: cuticle protein 18.6-like
Exons: 2
Coding region: 1-423 (140 amino acids)
Cellular component (GO): extracellular matrix
Source: RefSeq, a predicted model, not a curated record
AUGUCUGCGAAACUGAUCCUCGUGGUGGGCGCCCUCGCGGCUGUGGCCUCCGCCGUCCCCCGUCCCGACUCUCCUCCCGUCUACGGCGCUCCUCCCCCGACCUACAAGCAACCAGGAAUGCCCUUCGACUUCAGCUACGCCGUCAGGGACUACUCGGGCAACGACUACGCCCACGCCCAGACCAGCGACGGUCACGUCACCUCCGGAUCGUACAGCGUGGCUCUUCCCGACGGCCGAACCGAGAUCGUGGAAUUCACCGCCGAUCACGACAACGGCUACGUCGCCAACGUCGCGUACGAGGGGGAGGCCUCCUACCCCGCCCCUGCCCCCUCCUACCACCCAGCUCCCUCUUACCACGCCCCCGCCCCCUCCUACCACCCCACUCCCUCCUACCCACCUCCCCCACCCCACCCAUACCAAUAAAUCCCAUCCAUCCUCAGCGCACAGGCGGCUCUGCCAAAAGCUCCUUGCUCAAGAAAUAUCCAACGCCAAAGGAAGGACUUGCCAACCUCAAGCCAUACCAUAAAAAUCCACGCAGAAGUCACAGGGUAAAACCUAGGUGCUUCCUGUGCUUCAGCAGUAAGUGCCUCGUUGCUUCCACAUGGAAAUUCAUUUCAACAUAAACUGACUCGUCCUGUUUAUGUUUUCACGAUGGACGC